GUGAGCGGGCGGGCUGCGGGCGGCCGGGGGCCGGCGGGCGGGCCCGGGCCUCCCCGUCGGGCAGCGGCCGGCCGGGGGGGACGUGGCGGGCCGGCGCUCGGCCGCGCAGGGAGCGCCUGGUGCCGGCGGCGGGCGGGCUGGGGCGGGAGGACGGCCCGGGCGCGGCGGGGCUGCCGGCGGUUCUCGUCUCCCCGGCAGUGGCGGUGCUCAGCGGGCUGCUCGCGGUGCUGCCUUUUUUUUUUUUUUCUCGGAGCUGCGCCGCUGCCUCAGCGAGGAGGCGAGGAGCGGCGGCGGGGCGGCCCCGGUGCUCCCUUGUGGCGGCGGGGCCCGGGAGGGGGGUCGGCCCGCGGCGCCCCGCCGCCCCGCCGCCGCCCCCGGGUGCCCGGGCAGCGCCGCAGCCGCCGCAGCUCUGCGCGGGGCUUUGUCUUUCCCCCAGCCGCCGGCCGGGCCGUGGCAGCGGGCUGGGGCCGCAGGGGCCGGCGGUAACGCUGUGGCGGGGGGCGGCUCAGGGGCCUCUGCAGCCCCUGCGGGCGGGCACGGGGAGGGAAAGCAAGCCGGCGGGGGGAUCCCCGCCCCGCGCCCCCGGCUGCUGAUUUCUCUAAAAAGUACUGCAAAGGGCAAGCGAUUAACUGCCGGCAGGGCUGGGCGGCAGCAGCUCAGGGGUCUCGCUCAUCCUGUGUCGUGACAGUCAGCCCCUGGGCCGGAGCAGCCGAGGGGAAGAGGCCUCUGGACUCGCUUCCCAGUGAAACGGGGCUUUUUGUUUUUCCUUUGUACCCGGGUUCAUCCGGAACGACAGUGUACGUUGACAGAUCAAGGGGAGCUGAACUGAAGGUCAGCCGAGAUGUUACUUUUCCACGCGUGCCUCGUGCUUGUGAGUCGGACUGCCGACUACGGAGGGACAACUUUUGUACUUGCCGAGGGCCGUGAGGCUCCGUGUGCCCGCUGCUUCCGAGUGCUGCGCUGCGGCUCGGGCAAUAAUUGGACUGUAAUGCCAAUGCCGCGUGUCAGCCUUUCUCCAGCAGUUAUAAAAGCAGAAUGAGCAUUAAGCAUCUGUUACCUUUUAACUAAAUUCAAAACAAAGUUGCGGGAUGAAGUGAUUGGAAGUCCUCCAAGUCUGGGCUGCCGUGCAUGUUAUCCGCCUGUCUGCCGAUGGUUCCUGCCUCUUGUUCAGUUGGGGUAAUUCCUCUGGGUAAUGCGUUGGGCUCUAGAUGUAGUGCAUCUUGACUUCCUCCCGACCCCCCGAGAUGUUACCGGUCUUUGCCUUCCUCAAUUUUAAAAGGGUGUGGGAAGGCCAGGGAGGCUGGAAGCCUCGGCUGCUGUGUGCGGAGAAGCUGUCGGCCUUCUAAGAGAGCAUGUAGGCAGCAAGCGCAUCGUGGUGCUUCGGUACCGAGCUGAUACCACAGGCCUCCAUCUUUUUGUGAAAAGGCAUCACAAGGAAAUGUGCUGAUGUUGAAGGGGGAGAGGUGGCGGGGGAACAGUGCUGUGAGUCCUGACACAUUUGGGAAGAGCCCGAGGGAAACCUUUCAUCCUGAGAUACAAAAGGAUUUAUUGGCUCUUGAAGAGCAAGAGGGACCUGUGAAUUUUAAAUUUGGAGUCCUUUAUGCUAAGGGUGGGCAGCUUACAGAUGGGGAAAUGUUCGGCGAUGUGGGCGUUCCCACAAUGAAGUGGUGUGGAGCUGAAGGGGACCGCGAUGUAAUGGUGGUGGAGCCGUUUGGACCGAGUCUUGAAGAUCUCUUCAGUUUUUGUUCAAGGAAAUUUAGUCCCGAGACAGUCCUAUUACUCGCUGACCAAACGUGCCCCACCUUAAAGUGAUUAAAAGUCUGAAUUGAUUUCUAAAAAGCAGACUUGCGCUGUUUGCAAACCGUCUGUUGCACUGCUCGAAGACAAAAGAAAUUCGCCCGAGAAAGUUUUUGGAAACAAAUGUAAAAUAGACACGGGGAAAGAGCUGGAGAGGUUUAUGUGUUGUCUGUGGAAUUACGUUCUCCUUAAUGCCCCUGACAUUUUACACUCCAAAUUAACACAGCGGCUGUGGGUGCAUCCACGAGCCCCCUUCCAUGGCCGAUACCGCGAGGCUGGAAAACGAAGAGCAGGUGACGAAGAGCGUGAUAAUGGGGGGUGUGGGGGGGGUGGGGAUCAGAGAAGCUGAUACAGUGUUGUAAUCCACGGGCAUCGACAGAAAAUGGUUAGGAAGUAGGACAGAGGUAAUUGGGGGGGGGGGGGGGGGGACUCGGGUGCAAAUAGCCCCACCGAGAGGGCGAAGCCCCGCGCGGGGGCGGGUGCGGGUGCGGAGUUAGUAACAAGCUUCAGCAGCGCUGCCUGAGGGUGGGCACUCGUGUGCAGCGGAAAGGAGAAAGCUGUGAACGAGCAUGUGUGGUGAAUAUGCCACACGCCGAGGACGUGCAAGG
Messenger RNA from Falco peregrinus (peregrine falcon), 2405 nucleotides. Its product is annotated as GTPase-activating Rap/Ran-GAP domain-like protein 3. NCBI's taxonomy places the organism in Eukaryota, Metazoa, Chordata, Aves, Falconiformes, Falconidae. The record is from RefSeq and is a predicted model, not a curated record. Gene Ontology annotation, cellular component: cytoplasm. The coding region runs from base 1447 to 1812 and encodes 121 amino acids. Gene Ontology annotation, biological process: regulation of small GTPase mediated signal transduction; activation of GTPase activity. Gene Ontology annotation, molecular function: GTPase activator activity. The transcript has 6 exons.